Messenger RNA from Malassezia sympodialis ATCC 42132, 6963 nucleotides. RefSeq lists its product as uncharacterized. The transcript is spliced from 2 exons. Gene Ontology annotation, molecular function: protein binding; protein serine/threonine kinase activity. Gene Ontology annotation, biological process: DNA repair; DNA damage checkpoint signaling; telomere maintenance. The record is from RefSeq and is a predicted model, not a curated record. The coding region runs from base 1 to 6963 and encodes 2320 amino acids. Lineage: Eukaryota; Fungi; Basidiomycota; Malasseziomycetes; Malasseziales; Malasseziaceae. Gene Ontology annotation, cellular component: nucleus; chromosome.
AUGCCCGCCGCGGAUACCCCUCUCUUUGGCGAUUUAUCCGCCGACGAGCGCGACUAUGCCCUGCAUGCUGUAGCACGACAGCUCGUGCACUGCCAGAUCGUGCCGAUUGCCAGGGCAACGACGUGGGACGCGCUGGAGGAAGCACUCCAUGCGACUCCAAAUCCUAUUGAUGUACUUGACGCGCUCUGCGAAUGGCUCACUGCGACUCCUCGCGCUCUGGAAUGCAUGCUGGUGCCCGUGCCUCCUGGCGCAUAUGCCAUGGACUAUACGACCUUGGACACGUACAUGGUCCCUCGUCUAGUUGCUGCACUCGCUGUGAUGCAUGCGCAUAUGCUUUGGGCGGAAGAGACAGGUGCUCGCCCUUCGGCGGCUGUCCUUGACACCGCGCAGGAUACGAUCGCCGCCACUAUGCGCCUGGUCGGCACAGUGCUUCACCUAUGCUUGUCCGCUACGCGGCAGACUUCUCAUGUACGGUUUCUUCUCUAUGAUACCCUUCGCUCAGGCGUGCGCACACUGGUGAGCCUAGGUGCGUGGCCUCGCGAACACGAACGUACCUUGGCAAUCCCACCUGCUCUCAAGGACCAAGCGCCUAUGGACGCGUGGGUCCUGUGCAGUAUGGACACGGUGCCUGCACCUUUUGCGCUGGCUCCGCUCACCGAUGCACCACUGCCUGCACGUGCCCCCAACACGCCGCCCUAUGCAUGGACCUCGAGCGAUACAGCCACACUUUCCUUGCCCAUCCGUGCACCUCAGAGCGCCUGGGCGGCACAAUCCCUCUUGUCUCUAUGUACGCGAAUUGCAUCGGAACUUGCGUCCGUGUUUCCCAUGGCCCUGCAAGACGUCGUUGAGCAAGCCGUGCGCGUACUUCUCGUCAUCGACGAUCCAUCAUCCACACCAUCUCGGCUCCUGCUCGAGGCCCUUGUCGCUGCUGUCCCGGUGGUUUGCCAAUCCCCUACACUUUUCCAUGUGGCCCGUAUGGUGCUGGCAUGGGAGCUCUGGCCAGAAACAGACAAUGUGGCCAUGCAUGCCCUCGCCAUGGUGCUGGACCACCUGUACGAUGCCCUGGUGGCUCGCCGCACACCGACACUACCACCGGAAGCUCAUGGACUUUUGGACGACCCUCGUGCCGUGCUUGACACGUGGAUUCAGCAUGCCCUGCAGACGACGGGCGUGGAGCGGCAGAUCCAUGUGGCCCAGCUCUGUAUCGCACUGACCUUGCUGGAGCAGCAAGGGCCCACCGCGCAGCAGUGGGACUCACUUCUGGAGCUGGACGACCGGAGAAUUACCGCUGAAGCUGCGCGAUGGGCGAAGGAUGCCCCCCUGAGUCGCAGCGCGAGCCCCUCGUUGCGCGUCAGCGCCGGGCCGCCCGCGAAACGGCCUCGCACCUCACUCGUUCGUGCGCAUCAAGGGCUGAACGGUAGUGAAGCAGAGGAGCCACCCGUCACGCCGGCACCGGCACCGACGCCCUCCGACGUUUGUGCGCUAGUGCAGGGUGCGUCACUCUCCGACCCUCUUCGCGCACGCGAGACGUUGCGAACCCUGCAGGUGUGGCUCGCGCAGCUGUCCGAGGCGGAUCUCGCGGGAUGGGACUGGGACAGUGUUCAUGUUCUGCUUGGUCAGACACUCACACAUAUUCGACGUGGCGUACGCGUGCUCGCCGGCCGCGUUUUGCCCUCUGCCGUUGCACGUCUCGCUGCCCUGCCUCGCGACCAGCGUCCGGCGACCUGGGCUGCCACAAUCGAGCGGCUCGUGCGUCUUGCAACAGAAGCAGCGAGGAGCUCUGACCACAAGAUCCAAGAGACGGCCGUGCUAAGUAUUGCGCGUCUGGGACGCAUUCACGAUGACGUGUGUUUCGUUCCCGUGAUGGCAGCACUCGUCCAUGUCCUUUACACGCCACACGUCUUUCUCCGUGCCCUCGUCACUACAGAAUUUGUCCAGCUAGCAGUGUACCGCAGGUGUACUGCAUUCCAACUGCUCUCACAGCACCUGGACCUGGUGUGCGAGGCUGCGCUCGAUGCUCCCUGCGCACCUGUACCUGCUCUAGGCGAACUCGCACGGCUCGUGGGUAUGCACGCCACGACGUUCCUACAAACGACGCUUAGCUCGACCCUUCCGCUACUCCUUGUACAGCACGCCCUGGGGAAGCCAGAGGCAGGCACCGCCAUGGAGGCCAUGGCCCAAGCAACGAGCCAGUCUGUGCCUACUAUGUGUCUCUCCCAUGUGUCUGACCUGUUCCACCACAUCUUUUUGCAGCCUGCGGCUGUACGCGAUGCGAGCUUGCAGAGCCUACUUACUCUGCUCGGCACCCGCAGCGUCACAGUUGCUAGUCUGUUGCGCAGCCGCCUGCAUGAUGUGCUCGGCUGGCUCGUCGUGCAUCUCGGGUCGGACGAGUGUCGUGCACAAGCGCUCGAAGGCCUCGAAUUUGUGCGCACCACGGUAGCAACGAGCGGCAAGUGGCGCGGUAUGGACUUGACCGCCUUUCUACAGGAGGAAGUACUCGCCAUCCUCACAUGGGUGAACGACGACCUCAGCGGUGUCCACGGCAAGCUGCGCCCCGGCCGCCGGGCCAUGUCUGUGCGCAGUAUUGGUGCGCUUGUGCAGCAGAUCGGCGCGGUAGCUGCGCGCGUAGUGCCUCAGGUACUUGCGAGCCUGACAAGUACGCUGCAGCAGUCCGACUUGGCACUGCCGACGCUUGAGAGCUGGCUCUGCGUUGUGCAGGAGCUGCGCGGUCCCGAUCUUGGUGCCAUUAUCGGUCCCACGACGGCCGCAUUACUCGCUGCAUGGCCGCGAUUGGACUACACCGAGCGCCAGGUCGCCGCGCGCGUGCUACGGUCUGCUGUGAUGGAGAGGACCACAGACCUGAGCUUCCUCGAUGAUGUCCCGAGUCUGGAUGCGAUUGCCGACGACGUUCCCGACGUGGCGCAGCGGAUUCGCGCGACGCGGCGCGUGUGGGAUGACGAGGCAUGCUUUCAGCACAUUCUCGAGCGUGUGUCGAACGACCGUACAGCUAUCUGUGUGCAGUCUUUGCAUGAACUUCGUGCAUUUCUACACGAGCGGCGCGCGUGCAUCAGUGGCUGGACGACGGGUAACGUGUUCCACCCACUGGUCGGGCGCUGCGUGCGAGUACUUAUGGCAGUUGCGACGCGGAUGGAGCUGAGCGCCGAUGUGGCGACACUGUGCCUCGAAUGCCUCGGCGCCCUCGGCGCCGUUGAUCCUGAUCGCUUGGAUAUGCCACCAGACGAGCCCAUAUUUGUCCUGCUCCACGACUUUGAGCAGAGUGACGAGAGUAUAGCACUCGCGCAGCGCCUGCUCGUCGACCUUGUCGUGCCUGCAUUUCGCGCCACACACGAUACCAAGCAUCAGGCAGGCCUGGCCUACGCGAUCCAGGAGCUGCUCAAGUUUUGUCAGUUUACGCCUGCGCUUCUCGAUGCAUCGGCUCCCCACAUUGUGCCUGACAAGCUGCGUCGGCGCUGGGCCGCACUGCCUGAGGGCAUCCUACCCACUCUCUUGCCACUCCUCAACUCGCGGUAUGUGGUACAGAGCCCUGAGCCGCGCGCGCGGAGCAUGCCGCUUUAUGUGCACUCGACGUCGUAUCGCGACUGGAUCCAGGCGUGGGUCCUCUUGCUUAUCCGCGCCGCGCGGCCUGGCGAUGCAGCGGCGCUUUUCAGUCUCUUCGAAUCGGUGGUGCGUGAUCAUGACGUGGGCAUCGCUCAGGCACUACUGCCGCACCUGGUUCUGCACGUGCUGAUCAAUGGCUCGGCGGAACAGCGCCGCAUGAUCCUGGAGGAGCUGCGCGCUGUGUUGGCCGACCAAGCACAGCCAGCGCUUGGCUACGAGCCGGAGCGCCGCCGCAUGACAGCACAGACGCUCUUCGUCGUGCUGGACCACAUUGGCCACUGGAUGCGGCGCAUGCGUCUCGUGCCGCCGCGCGCGGUCAAGCGCAGUCGGUUGCGCGAUGCGCUUGUGGAUGUACAGGCACUCAUGGAUGAGCUAUCUCCCGACCUGCUCGCACAGGCGUCGCUCCAAUGCGAUGCCUAUGCGCGUGCACUGCUGCACUUUGAGUACCGCAUACGGGCUGCGGCACGCACACAGCGGCCGGAGGAACUACAGCCGUACUACGAAACGAUGCAUGAGAUUUACGCAUCACUGGACGAUCCUGACGGCAUGGAGGGUAUCUCGACGUGCGUGCUGGAGCCGUCGCUCGAACACCAGAUCCGCGAGCAUGAAAGCACAGGGCGUUGGACCGACGCACAGAGCUGCUGGGAAGUCGAGCUGCAGCGGCGUCCCGACGACGUGCGGCUCCAUAUGGGGCUCCUUCGCUGCCUUCGCAAUCUGGGCCACUACGACACGAUGCGCACACACAUUCGUGGCGUGCUGGCCAUGCACGAAGCAUGGCAGCCACAGCUCGCGCCGUUCCAGAUUGAGGGCGCCUGCAUCCUUGCUGACUGGGAUGCCGUGCGGCGCCUCGUGCAGCAGGCACAUGCGGUCCCCGAGCUGGGCAUGGCGCGUGCACUACUAGCUAUUCGCGAGGCGGAUGAGCUUGCCUUCUCGCUGGCCGUCCAUGAUGCGCGCCAGCAGCUGGGCCGGCGGCUCACGGGCCCGAUGCGUGUGUCGUAUGCGCAAGCAUACGACACUGUCACGCAGUUACACAUGCUAUGUGAACUGGAGCUCAUAUUCCAGGCGCGGGGCAACGAGGCCGCAUUAGAUGCAAGUCUUGCCGCACGCUUCAAUGCGACGCUUCCAUCAUUCCGUACGCGUGAGCCGGUGUUGAGUCUGCGACGCUCGGCGCUCCAGGCGUGCCGAGCACCAGCGACGGCGCUGGGGGCGUGCUGGAUCCUGAGUGCCAAGACAGCACGCAAGGCGUCGCAUACACAGACAGCGUACAGCGCCAUCUUGCAGGCGAUGCAGUGUGGUGCUCCCUAUGCGUUUGUGCAAAAGGCCAAGCUGUUGGCUCACACGGACCAAGUACAAGGUGCGCUGCAGACGCUGAACCACGCGCUGCGCCAUCAGCCUCCUACGGACGGCGACAAUCACGCACUGGCGCAUGCGCAUCUAUUGCGAGCGCGCCUCGUCGAAGAUACGGCGCGGUUCCAGCAGAACGACAUUGUACAGCACUACAAAACAUGCACAAGUCUGGACCCCCUGUCCGAAAAAAUUUGGUACUAUCUCGGGCAUUUUUACGACACGCCUAGUGGCGGCCCCGUGGGAAACCAGAUGCUACUGCAACUGAGUGUUUGUCGCUUCUACAUGAAGAGUGCGCAGCAUGGGACCAAGUUUUUGUACCGCACACUGCCGCGAAUGCUGACCAUUUGGCUAGAUGCAGGUAAUGAGCUUGCUGAGUCGGAGGCUCGAACAGAGGAAGAGGCGCGGCAGGCCUCGCAGCAGUUUGACAAGAUCAACGAUAUGAUGCUCAAGUCGGUGCGGCACCUCGCUCGGUACCAAUGGUUUGCCGUGAUGCCACAGCUUGUUGCGCGCAUCGUGCACAAGAACGAGGCAGUGUGGCACGUGCUGUUGGAGAUUAUUGUCGCGGUUGUUGCGGCUUACCCUCAGCAGGGCGUGUGGGCCCUGAUUGCCGGCUCGCACUCCAAGGACAAGCGGCGCAAGCAGCGAUACGAAUGCAUCGUGGAGCGCAUUGCCUCCUCACCGGAGCGUGCAAUGCGCGAGGUCGUGCCGAUUAUCGAGGCUGCGGAGCGUGUAUCGAUGGAGCUACUGCAUCUGUGCGACUAUCAUGUGCACAAGGAAGCGACACUCAGCAUGAGCAAGCACUUUCCUGCGCUGCUGGCGGCUGUCCAGAAGACGCCCCUGGUCCUACCGCUGCAGUCGUCGAUGACAGUUCUGCUCCCUCCCAAUGGCCAGGCGAGUCAGACGCACCGGCCGUUCCCACCAAACCUGCCCAUGAUCCAGGGCUUUGACGACACGAUCGACAUAAUGCAUUCACUGCAAAAGCCGCGCAAAAUUGUCGUUCAUGCCUCCGACGGCGCUCGGUACCCGUUCCUGUGCAAGCCACGCGACGAUCUGCGCAAGGAUGCACGGCUGAUGGAGUUUGAUGCCAUGAUCAACAAGCUGCUCCAGAGCAGCUCCGAGUCACGUCGCCGCCGCCUAUAUAUCCGCACCUAUGCGGUCAUCAUUUUGAACGAAGAAUGCGGUCUGAUCGAAUGGGUGCCGAACACCGUGGCGUACCGCCAGAUCCUAGCCAAGCACUAUGCGGCGCUUGACAAGCCCCUGUACACGCAAGAUCUACGCACACUGCUCGAUGAGGCACGCGCUGCGCCGAAGAAUGCGGCCGCGCUCUUUGACACGCAGAUUCUGUCUCGCUACCCCCCCGUGUUCCAUGCGUGGUUCCUCGAAACGUUCCCCGAGCCGAGCGCCUGGUUCAAGGCGCGCUCAGCGUACGCACGGACCGCUGCUGUCAUGUCCAUGGUGGGCUUUGUGCUUGGGCUGGGUGACCGCCACGGCGACAAUAUCCUCUUUGAUGCCGGGUCCGGCGACACGGUGCAUGUGGACCUGAACUGCCUGUUUGAGAAAGGCACGACCUUCGAGAUUCCCGAGCGUGUGCCGUUCCGCCUCACGCACAAUAUGGUCGAUGCGCUGGGUGUUGCUGGCGUCGAGGGCGCGUUCCGACGUACGGCAGAGAUUGCUUUGGGCAUUCUACGCGACAACAAAGAGUCACUCAUGAGCGUGCUGCAGGCCAUGGUGCAUGAUCCUCUCGGCGAGUGGGUCGCGACUGAGCGCCGCGCGCGCCAGCGACAUGGCGGUGACAAGAGCGCGAGUACGGGCGGCGGCGCUGGCGCACGCAAAGCCCUACAAGGCGUGUCCGACAAGCUCGACGGGCGCCUGCGGCGUCCUGGCCUAUCAGACACCGAGCGGCACACCACGAAGAACUUGGUGCACAUGCUCAUAUGCGAUGCUACCAGCUCGUACAAUCUCUCGCAGAUGUACGUGGGAUGGGCUCCCUAUUUGUAG